CCCCCGCCGGCACCGCAGGCCGCGGCAAUGGCGGCCCCCACGGCCCACGCGUGAAGCCCUCCCGCCGACCGCCGCUGCCAUGAAAGUGCAAAACAGCGAUUAAGACGGUUUGGCUGGGCUAGACGGUCAGUGGUUGCGUUGCCUGUGAUGGAGAACCCCUAGCUGCUGUCAAGUGCCUUACAAGGAAGCCGUCCUUACCGAGCUGAAUAAGCUGAAUAAACUUGCUGGGGACCUGAACUAAGGCAGGAGGUAUGAGAACAGGACAUAGCAGAGCACAGCACGGGUUUCUGGUGGAGUCUGGAUAAGAGCUGUCAGGGAAGCUUUUAGCUGGAGUGAGGCUACCAAGUGAUAGCGAUCUUGAACCACCGUUUUAGAGGAGUGGCACCAAAAAGCCUGUUGUUACGCCAAGUGCUUUACAGGACAAAUAACACUCCCUCCUUCCUCAGCUGCCUAAAAAUCAAGCCAUAGAUACUGAGCUUCAGUCUGAAUACGGGAGGAAAAAUGCCAGCUUCUCUAAGGAAACUGCAGCAAAUGGCUGUUUUCAUGGGACUGUUCAGCGGCGGGGGAUGCAUCGUGAUGUAUAAUCUUAUGCAAAAGAGUUUUGCCCGGACACAGUAUUAUCAGCAGGCUUUGGAGCAAUUGAACAGCAAUCCCAAUGCCCUGGAAGCCCUGGGUGCCCCCCCUCUCAAGGUUCACAACAUCCGACUGACGGAUGGGAGUAACCGUGUGGACACAGAAAGAGCACAGAUAAAGUUACCAGUAUCCGGAACAAAAUCAGCGGGGUACCUCUAUAUUAACUCAGAGAUGGACCACUCCCGUCAAUGCUGGUGCCUUCAGGACGUCACCUUGAAACUGCGGGAUGGUCAGAAUAUUCCAGUUUACCACUCCCCGGUGGAAAGCAUCGCUGUGCAAGAAGGCUAAAAAUCAAGGGCAGCUGCUUCUCCACCUCCCACCGAGCCGAAGGAGCCAUUAAUCGAUUGCAUCCCGCUGUGUCUGUGAAUGUACACAGUUGUCACAAGUGGCAAUUUCGCUUAAGCGGGUGCUCUCAAGACAGUUUUCCCUCCAAGAUUGACCUCAUUAUUGUCAUAAUUGUAAUUUCUUUCUUUUGCUGGUUUAUUCACGUGUUCAGCAGAAGCCUGAAAUAAAUAUCUUGCAAAAGACUUGCUGUUCCAGAGGAGUCAUGUGUUAUGCCCUGUGUGUGCUGGUAUUAUGAAUUUGAAAUAAACAAGCAAACUGCCAGGAAACGGAGCUUUUCUACAACUGCAGACUGAAGUCGGGACAGUUGGGCUGCCCUGUCCUGGCUAGAAGACCCAGUAAGCUUCUCAAAGCGGUUCCCUUGCUGCUUCGCUUUCCCCCCAUUUCUCAACGAGGCCUUACCUAAAGCAGGAGGGACGAAGCAGCGAAGGUGAAGCUCAGCAGCAGCCCCCGCCACUGCUGAUGAGUAACUCACAUGAUCAGGCAGAUUUGGACCCUCGACAGUUAUCGUUAAAAGGCUCGUGAGGUAGCAGAGGCCACUUGCUGUAACUUAGGAAUUACGGGAAGAGGCUCGCUACUGGCACUGCUCACGCUGAAGGUCGAUAUAAGAGAAGAAGCCCCCGUUUCACACCAGCACUGCCCGACACAAGUUUGGGAGAUGACCUUCCCUCUCCCGCUUCUGCUCAGGGAGG
This is a messenger RNA of Chroicocephalus ridibundus (black-headed gull), 1667 nucleotides long. RefSeq names its product cytochrome c oxidase assembly factor 1 homolog. NCBI's taxonomy places the organism in Eukaryota, Metazoa, Chordata, Aves, Charadriiformes, Laridae. Gene Ontology annotation, cellular component: mitochondrial inner membrane. Gene Ontology annotation, biological process: mitochondrial respiratory chain complex I assembly; mitochondrial respiratory chain complex IV assembly. The record is from RefSeq and is a predicted model, not a curated record. The coding region runs from base 502 to 921 and encodes 139 amino acids. The transcript has 7 exons.